This is a messenger RNA of Microbotryum saponariae, 1361 nucleotides long. The record is from the annotation of a GenBank genome assembly. NCBI's taxonomy places the organism in Eukaryota, Fungi, Basidiomycota, Microbotryomycetes, Microbotryales, Microbotryaceae.
AUGACGACCCGACUCGCCAUCGCGCAGUGCCUUCCGACCGAGAUCAUCGAGCACAUCGCCCUCUACGCAGCGCCCUGGCGGGUCAACCCUCCGUACGCCGAGUACAUCUAUGCUCAACACAGCCCCGAGACAAUCAAAAAUGCUUCCAUGACCUGCCGAUCUUGGAGAGCGGGUUUCGGGCGUAUGAGGUGCCACACGGUCUUCUUGAACGACAACCCAUUCACUCAGGCCGACGCUCACGACUUCGUGCGGUGGCAUCAGCAAGUCAGGCCGUAUCCGGUGCGAGUCUUGAUCUCCCGAUCCUUCCGUUGUUUCGAUAGCUUGGAGGAAAGCCUUGGGAUCGUGCUGCGAUGCGUCGGUACGACACUGCGAUCUCUCGUGCUGUCCGCAGACCCGCUACCUCGCCUCAGUGCAGACACGUGGGGCUGCUUGCCGCGUGAGUAGCACGCUCCGGGUCACCGCUCUACAGACAAUCUGAUGAUGAUAACGCUUCUGCUCCCUCUCUUUCUGCGCUCCGACCUGCGCCCCCGUUUCUCACCUCAGAGCUCGAAGACCUGAUCUUACACGGAAGCACGAAGGGAUACGAUUGGGACGGGCUUCGAGCUGUGGAACUUCCCUCUGUUCGGCGGCUCGUUGUCCGGAGCUGUUACUGUGCAAGCAUCGACCAGUUUUUGGAGCACUUUGAGUUGCCUGGACUUGAAGAUCUCACGAUGGUCCUGGACGAACCUCCGAGUUGGGAAGAGAAGGAAUAUGAAGUCGGUAACGUCAUACCCUUGUUGGAGCAGCUCUUUACCGGAUCGAAGCCGGGCAUACGACGCGCCAAGUUCGAACUUUUAUGGGAUCCGUGGAAUCCGCAUUCUGCAUGGACCGUGCAACUUGCUCGAACGAUCCGUCUCUGCACAUCCACUUUACGGGACCUCGACUUGGAGAUCACGUCACACGAGUCAUGGCAUCGCGAAGACGACCCCGCGUGGCCCGACGAUUUGGAUCAAGUCCUCGAUAAUCUUGGACCGGACAGCCCGCUCGAACGCUUACGAAUUGCCCUACCAGUGUGUAACAUUUCUACAUGGCAAAGGUUCAUUACCUUGAUUGAAGACAAACUCGACAAUUGUCAAGCGCUGCGACGGCUCGCCUUCCUCCUUGUCCAUCAAUCCGUGGGGGGUACGAUACGCAACAUCAGGACCACGCCGGAGGUUUGGCACCUCGGACCCGGCGAACAUGUGCCAGAUUGCCGUUCGAAAGGAGCCAGGGUUAGUCCGAAGAAAGUGGGUAUGCUUGAAGGGGACAGGUGGGAUCGAGUGCGGGAGCAGUGUAGAGAACGAGGGAUCAAGUUCGUGCUCCGUUCGAGCAUCGAUUACUGA